Ostertagia ostertagi is the source of this 501-nucleotide messenger RNA. The record is from the annotation of a GenBank genome assembly. NCBI's taxonomy places the organism in Eukaryota, Metazoa, Nematoda, Chromadorea, Rhabditida, Trichostrongylidae.
AUGUACAACUUACCUCCGUACAACUACUGCCAACGAUCACCUUGCUACUCUGAAGGAGACGAUCGGAUUUACAAGAAACGGCGAAUGGAGAUCACCGGCAAACAAAGGGUUGCGGCAAAUGAACGAGAGAGGAAAAGGAUGAACAGCAUCAAUCGCGGUUUUGACUACCUCCGACAAAGAUUACCAUGUAACACUCACGAGAAAAAGCUUUCUAAGGUGGACACCCUGAGAGGCGCCAUGGAAUACAUCCGAAAAUUACAAGCCGUACUUGAGCAGGAACUACCGCCAGAUGGCAAAACCGAACAUAAGAUACUCAUCAAUAGUGUUGAUGGAAAUUCCCAAGAGUCGUCUUGUAUAUGGUAUCAUGGCGGCGAACCCCGGAGAAGUAUGGCGAGAUACAUGCAACACCUCGAGGGCCAGUCGUCUAUCAGAAAGACGUUUGGAUGCCCGGAACUCAGUAGACACGAAGCUGACCGGGCAACGAUGACAACGCCUUUGUAA